AUGCUUCGGACCAAAAACCUCUACAUUCCUCUUCUCGCUUGCGAGUUCAAGCGCUUGCUGAAGCUGUGGACUGCCGCGGCGGCGACAGAUCAGGAGCGUCUGUAUCUCGUUGCCAUCUGCAUCUUCAUCCGCCUGUUUAAUUGCCGAUUCCCUGUCUUCGGUCUCGUCACCAGUGGCGCUCGUGGAGUCCUUUCUUGCGCAUACAACGAAAUUAUCCACGUAGAAACUAAGCUCGACAAGAAACCACCGCUGGAGGAAUAUACUCCGGCCAUCUUCAUUGCGGAUCAGGAGGCCGUGCAGGUUGACCUUCGCAAGCCCUUGGACGCGCUCAACAUGGCAACGUUCAUUGCGUAUCUCGUUAUCGUGCACGCUCCUCGCAUCCAGAAGCUCUUCGAGAGUGUCAGCGAGGUCGACGACUCGGUUGCGGAAUACCUUCUGGACCGCCGCACGAAGGACCUGCCUACGCCUUUGCAGAUCGCCCGCAAAAUGGGCCCCGCGGACGGCAAGUGGCACAAACAGCCACCGCCGAGGAAGGAUACCAAAGGCGCGGCUAAAGCGCAGCGGAAGGAAGCCACGCCCUCCGAGCUGGAUUCUAUUGCUGAGGAGAUCGUUGAUGAUGAGUAA
Molecule: messenger RNA, 624 nt
Organism: Schizophyllum commune H4-8
Lineage: Eukaryota; Fungi; Basidiomycota; Agaricomycetes; Agaricales; Schizophyllaceae
Exons: 2
Coding region: 1-624 (207 amino acids)
Source: RefSeq, a predicted model, not a curated record